Messenger RNA from Microtus oregoni (creeping vole), 1761 nucleotides. It is a transcript of the gene Mydgf, whose product is annotated as myeloid derived growth factor. Bases 19 to 519 code for a protein of 166 amino acids. Gene Ontology annotation, biological process: positive regulation of angiogenesis; positive regulation of endothelial cell proliferation. The transcript is spliced from 6 exons. Lineage: Eukaryota; Metazoa; Chordata; Mammalia; Rodentia; Cricetidae. The record is from RefSeq and is a predicted model, not a curated record.
CAGUGGCCCGGAACCAAGAUGGCGGCGCCCAGCGGAGCCCUCUGGACCGCGCUGCUCCUGGUGACCGCGGCACUGGCGUUGGCGGGCGCCGUGUCCGAGCCCACCACCGUGCCGUUUGACGUGAGGCCCGGAGGCGUCGUCCAUUCCUUCUCCCAGGACGUAGGGCCUGGGGGCAAGUUUACAUGUACAUUCACAUAUGCUUCCCAAGGAGGGACCAAUGAGCAAUGGCAGAUGAGCCUGGGGACGAGCGAAGAUAGUCAGCACUUCACUUGUACCAUCUGGAGGCCUCAGGGGAAGUCCUACCUGUACUUCACACAGUUCAAGGCUGAAGUCCGGGGUGCUGAGAUCGAGUAUGCCAUGGCCUACUCCAAAGCUGCGUUUGAGAGAGAGAGUGAUGUCCCCCUUAAAAACGAGGAAUUUGAAGUGGCCAAGACAGCAGUGUCUCACAGGCCUGGGGCCUUCAAGUCUGAGCUCUCCAAGCUUGUGAUCGUAGCCAAGGCAGCACGCUCGGAGCUGUGACCCCCGCCUGCCUGGGCGCACUGCCCACUACUUGUCUGGGACGCUGGUGUUGCCCUGUCUGCAGCUCACACUGCAGCACUGCUGAACUCUGAGCCUGUCACCCAUCUCCCCAGGUGCAGGGCAUGCUGGGGGCCCGGGGGAGGGGGCCUGGCUUUGCGCAAGUCAGGUGUGGUUCCCCCUCUGAGCUGCAGGUGAGCGCCCCAUCCCCGGGACUGUUUCUUACCCACCCAAGGCACCUCCAUUCAAAAGGAGGGGAAGAGACGGAGCAAAUAAACCAAUAAACACCACCCCAGCUGGGGUUCUCUGGGCUCAGGACUCAAGCCUGGAUUCCACUGCCUUCCAUGGUAGCAGCAGCAGGCAUAGGCAUGUGUCUCCCCCAAGAGCGACUAUCACACGGCCCCCAGCCCUUCAUGGGGAGUUUUGUGUCUGUGUCAUUUCUGUGCCCACGGAGGCCAGAAUGGGGUUUCGGGUCCCCUGGAUCUAGAAUCACAGGUGAUUGUGAGCCACCUGUGGGUGCUGGGAAUCGAACCUGGGUCCUCUGCAAGAGCAGCCAGUGCUCUGUUGAGCCACCUUCCCAGCCACAGUAAGAAAUCAUUAGAAACAAAAAUAACCUGCAGCCAAAGAAACCUAUGUAAGCUAAAAGGUUUUCAGAGGGAUCCCUUGGCCCCCCAGCUUUGACCUUGGUCCUGACCUCUGGCCAAAUACCAAGUGAGAGUCUGGGGCUGCCAGGCAGGCCUGUACCUGACACAGGCCUGUAGGGUGCUGCGGUCCCCCAUUGUUUAGGGGUGGCGUCCCAUUGCGUGGACUAAACAGCCUCCUGCUACCCUCAGCUUCAAGGAGGGGACCCUCUGUGAAUGGGAGGCUAGCCUAGGCUGUGUAGUGAGUUCCAGGAUAGCUCAGACUGUACAGUGGAACCCUGCUUCAAUACAGGGGAGUUGACCUUUAGGACACUGAGUGGAAACUGAGGACUUCCCAUGCUGCAUGUGCCCCAGAAGGACAUAGCCAUCAGCGUUGUCUGAGGGGCCCGAGGCUCGGGGCUCCAGUACCUGGGUGUAGGUGACAUAGUCCUAGCCUCACGCCCCUCGGUGUGAAAGGACCCAGGAUGAAGUGAGGUCACUGACUGCCUGGCUCACCCCAUGUACCUUUGAGGGUCCCCAGCUGUUUGCAAGAAUACAGAGCAGUUAGAACUGGGCGCCGGGACACAAUGGCCCUUUAAUAUUUAAUCUUAAAUUUCUGAGAAAA